Molecule: messenger RNA, 957 nt
Organism: Artibeus jamaicensis (Jamaican fruit-eating bat)
Lineage: Eukaryota; Metazoa; Chordata; Mammalia; Chiroptera; Phyllostomidae
Product: olfactory receptor 8U9
Exons: 1
Coding region: 1-957 (318 amino acids)
Biological process (GO): sensory perception of smell; G protein-coupled receptor signaling pathway
Cellular component (GO): membrane
Molecular function (GO): G protein-coupled receptor activity; odorant binding; olfactory receptor activity
Source: RefSeq, a predicted model, not a curated record
AUGACACAGACCAACUGCACCCAAGUAAAGGAGUUCAUUCUCACGGGCCUCACAAACCAAAAGGAGUUGAAGAUGCCUCUCUUUGUGGUUUUUUUAACUAUCUACCUCUUCACAGCAGUAGGCAACCUGGGUUUAAUUUUAAUCAUAAGAACAGAUGCAAGACUCAACACACCAAUGUAUUUCUUCCUUAGCAACCUGGCUUUUGUCGAUUUUUGUUAUGCAUCAGUCAUUACACCCAAAAUGCUUGGCAACUUCUUGUACAAACAAAAUACAAUUUCAUUCAAUGAGUGUGCUAUUCAAUUAGGCUGUUUCCUCACUUUCAUGGUAUCUGAGUGUUUGCUACUUGCUUCCAUGGCCUAUGACAGAUAUGUGGCCAUCUGUAACCCUCUCCUCUACAUGGUUGUAAUGUCCCCAGGGAUCUGCAUUCAGCUUGUGGCUGUCCCCUAUAGCUAUAGCUUCUUAAUGGCACUAUUUCAUACCAUCCUCACCUUUCGUCUCUCCUACUGCCACUCUAAUGUCAUCAAUCAUUUCUACUGUGAUGACAUGCCCCUCCUCAGGCUAACUUGCUCAGACACUCAUUCCAAACAGCUAUGGAUCUUUGCCUGUGCUGGUAUUACAUUCAUUUCCUCUGUUCUAAUUGUCUUUGUCUCCUAUGUGUAUAUUAUUUCUGCCAUCCUGAGGAUCCGCUCUGCUGAGGGCAGGCGCAAGGCUUUCUCCACAUGUGGCUCCCACAUGCUGGCAGUCACCAUAUUCUAUGGGACCCUGAUCUUUAUGUACUUACAGCCAAGCUCUAACCAUUCCCUUGACACAGAUAAGAUGGCCUCUGUCUUCUACACAGUGAUCAUUCCUAUGCUGAACCCCUUGAUCUACAGCCUUCGGAACAAGGAUGUAAAAAACGCCCUGAAAAAAGUCACCAUCAGUAGAAAGAAACCAGGCUUCUGUGUUCCUGAAGUUUAA